AUGGCACACCCAAGUGAUGGGGAUGCUUGGAAGCAUUUUGAUGAUACUUACCCCGAUUUCGCCUCCGAACCUCGAAAUGUUCGCCUUGGAUUGUGCACGGAUGGGUUUACACCAUAUGGAAAAUUUGGAGGAAAAUAUUCAUGUUGGCCAGUAAUUCUUACUCCAUACAACUUACCUCCAUCAAUGUGCAUGAAAAAACCGUUUAUGUUCCUUUCUUUGAUUGUCCCUGGUCCCAAAAAUCCUAAAGGGAACAUAGACGUGUACAUGCAACCAUUAGUUGAAGAGUUGAAACAAUUGUGGGAAUAUGGUGCAUCGACUUAUGACAUUUCAAAGAAACAGAAUUUUAAUUUACGUGCUGCUCUUAUGUGGACAAUAAGCGAUUUUCCAGCAUAUGGCAUGUUAUCAGGAUGGGUAACUGCAGGGGAAAAAGCAUGUCCUUAUUGCAUGGAUAAGAGUAAGGCAUUUUGGCUUCAAAAUGGAGGUAAAGUGACAUGGUUUGAUUGUCAUCGUCAAUACCUUCCACAAAACCAUCCUUUUCGAAAGAACAAAAAAGCUUUUCGAAAGAAUAUGGUUGAAAAAGAUGACCCUCCUCCAAAUCUUUGUGGGGAGGAUGUAUGGAAAUGCGUGUCAAUGCUACCUAAGACCACUGAUGGUCCCGAGGCCCUUAAGAGGUUGAAAAAGGAGAAAAUGGGGUGGUUCAAGCAAAGUAUAUUUUGGGAACUUCCUUAUUGGAAGGAUUUGUUGAUUCGACACAACUUAGAUGUCAUGCACAUUGAAAAAAAUUUCUUCGAUCAGCUCAUAAACAUAAUAAUGGAUGUGAAGGGACAAAGUUCAGAUUCUAUUAGUGCAAGGAAAGAUAUAACCCUUUAUUGUAAACGGCAAGAACAAGAGCUCACUAAGGAUGCAAGUGGAAAUCCAAGCAUGCCAAAAGCACCUUAUGCAUUAGAUAAAGCUCAAAGAAAAGUUUUAUGUGAAUGGGUUCGUAACUUAAAGUUCCCAGAUGGAUUUGCCUCGGAUUUGAGUAGAUGUGUUGAUCUCCAAUCAUGUAAGCUUUCUGGAAUGAAAAGUCAUGAUUGUCAUGUGUUUAUGGAAAGGUUACUACCUGUGGCUUUAAAAGAGUUGCUCCCCGUACAUGUCUGGAAUGUGGUGGUGGAAAUUAGCCAAUUUUUCCGAGAUUUAAGUUCUUACACAAUUCAAUUCGAGGACAUGGUUCGUUUAGAAAAGAACAUUCCAGAAAUCCUUUGCAAAUUGGAAAAGAUUUUCCCGCCAGCAUUUUUCAACUCCAUGGAACAUCUACCAAUUUAUUUGCCUUAUGAAGCAAAAAUUGGAGGACCAGUUCAGUAUAGAUGGAUGUAUCCGUUUGAAAGGUUUCUUAAUCACUUGAAACGUAAGGUUGGUAACAAGGCACGUGUGGAGGGUUCCAUAUGCAAUGCUUACCUAACAGAAGAAAUUGCAAACUUUUGUAGCAAUUAUUUCCAACCAGAAGUGGACACAAAAUCCAGAGAUUUGGGAAGGAAUGUUACUUCUACCGUAGAAAAUGAAAGUGAUCAAGAUAUACCUGAAAUCUUUAGGGAUGACGGAGGUCGUGCAUCGACUGAGGGUCGAUCACGAUUUCUUCAAGAUAUGGAGUAUGAACGUGCACAUCUUUAUGUCUUAGCAAACACUGGAAUGCUAGAUGACUUUGAAAGGAAGUUUGAGGAACACAUUGUCCAAACACAACCACACAUUAAAUUGGAAGAUGUGUGGAACAAAUGUGAAGGGCAAUUCCCAAAAUGGUUUAAAAUUGAUGUCCUUCAAUCAAUGACAAAUGAUGAUGUAGUACGAGCUCUUGCAAUGGGGCCAUCAAGACAAGUGAGGUCAUGGAACCAAUAUUAUGUGAAUGGAUACAACUUCAAACACAAGAAAGUGGACAACACAAGUCAACGAUGA
Beta vulgaris subsp. vulgaris (sugar beet) is the source of this 1929-nucleotide messenger RNA. RefSeq lists its product as uncharacterized. The record is from RefSeq and is a predicted model, not a curated record. The coding region runs from base 1 to 1929 and encodes 642 amino acids. The transcript has 4 exons. Lineage: Eukaryota; Viridiplantae; Streptophyta; Magnoliopsida; Caryophyllales; Amaranthaceae.